Messenger RNA from Umbelopsis ramanniana AG, 438 nucleotides. RefSeq lists its product as uncharacterized. Bases 29 to 358 code for a protein of 109 amino acids. The transcript is spliced from 2 exons. The record is from RefSeq and is a predicted model, not a curated record. Lineage: Eukaryota; Fungi; Mucoromycota; Umbelopsidomycetes; Umbelopsidales; Umbelopsidaceae.
CAGCCUUGCCAUUUACAAUUCAGAGUCAAUGCCACCCGAGCGGGUCAAUGGUGUAUCCCCAAUCAAGCUUUUCUCUGAUGGUAGCUCGGAAGGUUUACCUUCACCUGAAGCACUGAGGGCGGUCCUCUUCUCCGAGCAAUCACUUUCACAACCUAAAACCCCCAGCAAGAGUUCAUUCGCCCACGCAAACGUCAUAAUACUAGACGAUACUCCUCCAAGUCCAAAAGGCAAAAGAAUAUCUUCCCUUACUACGCUUCAAUGUGAGAGUACCACCACUGUGUGUAAUAGUCAAGACUCAGUAGACGAGAAUCUCUCAAAAUUUGUUGUCAAUCCGCAGCCCGUAGAGAUCAUUGUCUAAAAUACUAGAAUCUAUAGCUGAAAGUGCGAAUGACACCGAAUCUGAAAGUAAGUCCGGAAGCAAAAGGAAAGGAAAGCGAA